ACACGUGUAGUUGUACACGUACAAGCUAGCAUUUCUAUCUUCGGAGAUAAAAUAGAACAGUGUAUUGUGUAUUCUAUGAUCGAACAGUCACCCCAGGGCGGGAAGGAUGCAGCGCCGAGUCGUUUAACAGAUACGUUGGAUUGCUGUACGUUGUGUAGCAUAUUUACAGUCUGCAACUUAUCUUGGAAGAAGUGCCCGAGUGUCAAAUAAGGGGCUUCGCGUGCUGGCACACCCACAUCUGCUCACUCAAAAUCACGCACUGUAUUGAAAAUUUCAGGGAACACGUCACGUAUGCGAAUGUGACGUUUCUUGAAUCCGUCGAUGUACAGUCAACAACUUGUUCCAGCGUACGUUGCCCUUUAUUCUUUAUGGUAAUCCCUGCUGGGCCAUCCGUUUUCCUAAAGGGAAAAAACUUCUCUCGCGUUGGCCUCGUUCGUCUUUGGGACCUCGGAGAAUCGACCAGGCAGCUUUUGGCGGACGAGUUUGUGGCAACUUGGCCUGCUCGACACGGGGAAAGCAAUUCUAUUAGGCGCAAAGAUUUUUCGCUUACACAAGAUUCUGUUCCGCUGGUACUCGUGCCGUUCGAUGGCCCGGACUCGGGAAAGCUCGUGCUUGGCUACGUUGUAAUUUAUUCGUCAAGUUCAAUUUACCGGAAUGAACAGAGUCGUGAAGGUGCGUUCAAGCGUGAAGAACCCCAUGAUAGUUGGGAAACGGUUGCGAACUGCUCUCUGAAUUCGGUUUUUGUUCCACGACUGUUUCGUGGAUGCCACCUUGGACAAGUAUUGGUGAAGCUAGCAGUCUACGUUGCCUUCAACGAAUUAAGGUUUGAAUGUGUUACAGCUUGGUGUCAGGCCGACAAAAUUUCGUUUUACUCGAGCUGUGGGUUGAAUAGUGAGCAACCAGGCAGUCAUAUGACUCCAGGUGUCGAACGAGAAAGAAAACUAGGUGAUAGAACUUUGUGGAAAACGGCCAUAUCAGAAAGUGUGCAUGGUGCGAACUACGCACAGUCAGUGGUUAUGCGGCAAAAUGGACUGUCUCACUUGGACUGGUGCAUGCGAAUUUUUAGAGUGCACUUAUCUGAUGUCUAGCGCCACCAGAUUCCAAGUGAAGCCAUUUGCCAGGUAAAGAAAUUUAAGUUAUUUUCAUCUUCAUCCGCGAGGAAUAAUACUAGAUAACCAUAGAAUUAGUUUGUAGUAAACGAGUUCUACGUAGUGGCGGCCAGCUGUACAGCAUUCGGCUCAGAGAAUACAGCGCUUUCUUGGAAAACAUCCACGUUUUCAGACAGCUUGCGAUAAGGCAAAGUAUGCACUUGGUGCGCUGGCAGUGCAAGUUUCACAGAGUGAAGGGCUGAAAGUUCUGGAAGAUGGUCACAUGUACUGGGUCUGCAAUGUGCGCCUUCAGAUUAGCAACAGGACCUGUGCCGGUGACAUCGUGCUGAAUGAAACAUCCCAUGGCGGCCACCAUAGCAAGCCUGCCGUUUGCGAUUUCUUUUGCUCGCAGGGCCUUCUCAUCUGCCACACUCUUUGCCAUGCCCAUGGGAUUAAAUAGACCACCGCCUGGGUACCCUACAUCACUUCCAGUACACUUCCUGUUCUCGUCGUAAGGGUCAGCGUGCACUGAGCCUGGAUUCUUCAUAUCUUGCCAGCGGCGAACUUCAGCCCAGUUCAUGAAAAACAUCUGCACUACAAAGAGAGUAUUUGCAUCAGCGAUAUAACCAUCGAAAAAAGGAGCUUCAGCCCAGUUUGGCAGAGGACCAUCAACAAACGGAUUUCCGACCAGUUCUGGAGCAGCCAUCCCAGCAACCCCGAGCAUAGCCCAGCGCGCAUGAACGAGUUCUGCUUGCUGAUACCACUGGAGAGCCACCUUAUCCUCUCCUGUUGUGAUCCAAGGUAAGGCAGUCAGAAAAACUAAGAGGCACGGAUAAACACUAAGUGUUACGGGUUGCAUUCCAUGCCAAUCAGCAGAUGUCUGCAUGCUGACCAGUGAAAAAAGUAAAAUCGAGUUUCACGGCGCGGAAAGGACACUGAAGAAAACAAGUAGUACUUCGGGGUUGCUCACCCAGACCGAGUGGAUCGAAGCCAUAGUCUCCAGCCAUGGUUCCGUCAAGAUGCUUUGGUGGAGUGGAACCAGGAAAAAAGUUCGGUCGGGCAGCAGCAGAAACGGCAAACAAACCAGAGCGAGUCGAACGUGAUACAAGUCGACGCCGCGCCCGCGAUAACUUUAGACUGCGAGAUUUGUGGAAAAGCGUCGGUUCACGUUAUCUUCGGUACAAUUUUUGGGGGGAGUGGGACAAUUUUUGUCCGCUCUCUUCAGGUAAAAACGCUAGGUAAACUCGGAAAGAAAGUACAUCCUGGUAGAUACGAACCUGUCAUUCGAGGACCGCGGGAUGGACGAAACGGCGAUGGUCAUCUUUACCAGGGAUUCACUGGCGCGUCGUUGAGAAGGCUCGUUCGUUCUAAAGUCAGGAAUAUGAGUUGAGGAAAGCUCGUACUGUAUCGAUUGGAGUUUGAGAUCGUCAUCUUUAAGUGUACUGUACAACUACUGUACACGUGUACGAAGGCACCUCCGGAAGUACGAAAGUACAAUAAACGCGUUGUACACAUAUGAUCGUACGUGUACAGCUGUACACCGAUACAGUAGAUAUCCCGGAUUAUUGCUAGAAUAUCUUCCUUCGUACUGUAUGAUACUAAGGUACUGUUCCUCCGGAAGUAUUAUCUUCGAGGGUACAGUACACGUACACUAAUGUUGUUUACGGAAGUAGCCAGAACUACGUUGUACGGAAGUACGAAAGUACUUCCGUACGAAAGUACGGAAGUACUUUCGUACUACAACGUUGUAGCUACCUUCGAAGGUAGCUAUCUAGCUAGCUAGCGAGCUAGCUUCGUAGCCAGUAAAUAAUACGAAAGUACUUUCGUAC
This is a messenger RNA of Micromonas pusilla CCMP1545, 2917 nucleotides long. RefSeq lists its product as uncharacterized. The transcript has a single exon. Lineage: Eukaryota; Viridiplantae; Chlorophyta; Mamiellophyceae; Mamiellales; Mamiellaceae. Bases 369 to 1088 code for a protein of 239 amino acids. The record is from RefSeq and is a predicted model, not a curated record.